CAGGCCAAUGGCGAGAGGGUGGAGGAAGCGCAAGCGGAGAGUGAGAAAGAUAAGGAGCAGUGAGCAUGAGCGGCAGGACUGCGCGCACCGCCUCUGUGCACAAUCCCUACCCCAGAGUCUGGCUGCAGCAACGACCGCACUCCUCUUAACCGGCCCUCCUCUGUGGAUAUAACCAAGGACUGACUCCCUGCCUCCCCACCCUUGCAACAACAAAAAAACAAAAAAUCCAAGGGGAAAAGCAAACAAACAAAAACUUUUGCACAAUAACAAGAAAUGGGAGACAUGGGAGAUACACCCAAAAAAAAGCGCCUUAUUUCACUGUGUGUCGGUUGUGGGAAUCAGAUUCAUGAUCAGUAUAUUCUUCGCGUAUCUCCGGAUCUGGAAUGGCAUGCCGCUUGUCUAAAGUGUGCAGAGUGCAAUCAGUAUUUGGACGAAACCUGUACCUGCUUCGUUAGGGAUGGCAAAACAUACUGCAAGAGAGACUAUAUUCGAUUAUACGGAACUAAAUGUGCAAAGUGUAAUAUAGGAUUCAGUAAGAAUGACUUUGUGAUGAGAGCGCGCAAUAAAGUCUAUCACAUCGACUGCUUCCGCUGUGUGGCGUGCAGUCGCCAGCUCAUCCCCGGUGAUGAAUUCGCGUUGCGGGAAGACGGACUCUUCUGCCGGGCUGACCACGACGUUGUGGAGCGAGCAUCGGUUGGCCCAGACCCACUAAGCCCCAUGCACGGCAACAGACCUUUACAGAUGGCGGCAGAGCCCAUUUCUGUCCGACAGCCAGCUCUGAGGCCACACGUUCACAAGCAGCCUGAGAAGACGACGCGAGUACGGACAGUUCUGAACGAGAAGCAACUCCACACGUUACGGACUUGUUAUGCAGCCAAUCCCCGGCCCGAUGCGCUCAUGAAGGAGCAGCUCGUGGAAAUGACAAGCUUGAGCCCCCGUGUCAUUAGAGUCUGGUUUCAAAACAAGCGCUGUAAAGACAAAAAAAGGAGUGUGCUCAUGAAACAAUUGCAGCAACAGCAACCCAACGACAAAACAAAUAUCCAGGGGAUGACAGGAACCCCCAUGGUAGCAGCCAGUCCAGAGAGGCAUGAUAGCAGUUUGCAAGCCAAUCCAGUGGAGGUGCAGAGUUACCAACCGCCUUGGAAAGUUUUGAGUGACUUCGCUUUGCAGAGUGAUAUAGAACAGCCUGCAUUUCAGCAACUGGUGAGUGCCAGCAACAUGCAGAACACCAUCACCACCACCACAAUACAGACUUUACCAGACCUCACUGCAAUCAGGGGAACUACCACACACCAAUCCAUAUAUAGACAAUUCAUGGAUAUAAAAAUUGCAGAAUCCCUCUUUUGCCAGCCUUAGUAUUUUGAUUUUGACGACCAUCAAGAACGUAGGGAGAAACUAUUUUGUUUACUUGAGCUUUCUCCCACAGAUCCAAGUAGUUUGUGUUUAACAUAAUACCCUGGAGAUGACUGUUGAUGUCUGAAACAGAAACUCUUUCAUUUUAUUCAAAUUGUUGUUAAAAAGCAAUUUAAAUGAAGUGUUUCAGAUUCAAAACACUACUGAUCAUGUUAAUGAUAACAGGUGAUCAUAGGAUUAUAGAAAGGACACAUGAACCAUGAGCUAAGCUGAUUUCAGUUUAAAAUACCAUUCAUGGCAAUAAACAAAAUGGAUGCUGUUUCAAUGUUGUUUCAGCUUUAGCUUCAGUGUUAUUAAAAAUGGGUUAAUUUAUCAUCAUAACCUCCAUCCACUGGCCUAAUGGGUAAUGAAAGACAAAGUUGAAAUGACCUUAUUUCACCUAACUCUCCUGUAAAGGUGAAUGUAAGGUGUCUAGCUUUAUAAGCUCUCAUUGAUGUCAGAGUUUUGUCCUUGAAUAAUUUGGUGUGAUUUAAUUCUCUAGCAUAUAUAUAGCUAUUUUACAUUUUUAAGGCAUUGCAAAGCCACAAUUACUACAUUGAGUUGAAGUUAAAUCUAAAUUGUGGUUCCCUGUGGUACAUACCUUAAACAUAUUUUAGAUACUUAAGUAAAAUAUUGGUAUAAAUAUGUAUGCAAACUGCAUGUAUUGUACAAAUAAAAUGUCUCAACUUUGUAAACCUAUUUCAGUUUAUCCGUUUCAGGUCAAUGGCAGAUUCAUUGCAAGGUGUCCCAAACAAAUGAUAAACAUAUGUCUUGCUUUAUUUUCUUGGGAAUACCUUUGAGUCAUAUAUUUUUAGAUACUUAGUGGCAGGAAACAUCAUUCUCUUGUUUCAAAUUACAAAGAAAGUGUGGUGCUCAAGAGUUAAACAACUCUGUGAUGUCUUGCAAUAAAUAAUAAAUUGCUGGAAAAUAUUUUAGCUGAAAAUGUACUUUUGGAGAGAAACUGUACAAUUAACACCAUUAAAUGAUGUUACACUGGGAUUUACGAAAAGGCCUACCUGUGCUUUGCUAUGAGACCUUGAAUAUUUACAAAGGCAUUGUUUUAAUUUUAGUGAUAUACGGCACUUUAGGUAACUUGGCAGAAAGCACUUUAUGUUUUUAAUGUAAUUUGUCAUUAAUGAUAAUAUUAAUGCAAAACCACUGUACAGCCAUAGUUACAAAAAAUAUAUAUUUUUAAUGAAUGUAAUUUUCAGAUAUUUGUGUCUUUGGAUUAAUGUCACAUUUUAAGGAGGCCAGAGAUUAUUGAUUUGCUAUGAUUUUUACAGGUUAAUUUUUCAGAGGGAGGGCCAGGUUCUAACUCCACUGGAAGUGAAGUAGCGUCUAUGUCCUCCCAACUCCCUGACACACCAAACAGCAUGGUAGCGAGUCCUAUAGAGGCAUGAGG
Amblyraja radiata (thorny skate) is the source of this 2794-nucleotide messenger RNA. It is a transcript of the gene isl1a, whose product is annotated as ISL LIM homeobox 1a. The coding region runs from base 274 to 1356 and encodes 360 amino acids. Gene Ontology annotation, molecular function: cis-regulatory region sequence-specific DNA binding; DNA-binding transcription factor activity, RNA polymerase II-specific. Lineage: Eukaryota; Metazoa; Chordata; Chondrichthyes; Rajiformes; Rajidae. The record is from RefSeq and is a predicted model, not a curated record. Gene Ontology annotation, biological process: axonogenesis; neuron fate specification; positive regulation of transcription by RNA polymerase II. The transcript has 5 exons. Gene Ontology annotation, cellular component: nucleus.